AUGUUAACAGCAAAAGGUGGUGUUGGACUAGUUGAGGCCCUUGCAAAAGACUACCUAUCUUUCCGGGGCAAUCUAGGCUCUAUAGAAUGGGUGUGCAACCAUUCUCGAAAUACUCAACUCGCUCUUUUAAGCGGUUUCGUCGAUAUCGCCCUUACAUAUGAGCGCGAGCAGGAGGAGAUUGCUGUUUCUGAGAAAUGGGCCGAAAGUGCAGGUUGUGUUUUCCACGACCACUUCUGCUUGGUAGGACCUAAAAAUGACCCGGCCAACGUAGCUCAGGCCAAGUCUGUCGAAGAAGCUUUUGACAAAAUUGCCGCAUCGCAUUCGUUGUUCUAUAGUAGAUCUGACGGCUCCGCAACUAUGAGCAAGGAACGCGAUAUUUGGCGCCGGUGUCAUCGGACUCCUUGGAACGAGAGAUCAGAGUGGUAUAUUCAAACCAAGGACAACCCGGCCGAUGCGGUAAGAAAUGCCGCGGCUUCAGGAGCUUAUCUGCUUAAUGACCGGUCGACGCUUCUGAAGCAGGUUAGUCUUGGAACUGUUACCAACGUCACGGUAUUUUUUGAGCCAACGGAUCCUUUCCACCCACUCAUGAAUUCGUGUUACGCCCUGCACUCUCCACUUUCUAUCUCAUCUUCGAAGGAGAUCGCCAAGUUCAUUGAGUAUCUGAAAUCCGACCGUGGGCAAGACUUGAUUGCGAGUUUUGGAGCAAAUGAGGUCGGGGUCCCGCUCUUUGCACCUGUCAAACAAGGCUUCGCAGCAACAAGGUUAACUGGUGGGACUGUCAUCAAUGGUCGGUGGGUCUCAGAUAGCCAGCGACUGGUGAAGCUUUAG
This is a messenger RNA of Penicillium longicatenatum, 828 nucleotides long. RefSeq lists its product as uncharacterized. Bases 1 to 828 code for a protein of 275 amino acids. The transcript has a single exon. The record is from RefSeq and is a predicted model, not a curated record. NCBI's taxonomy places the organism in Eukaryota, Fungi, Ascomycota, Eurotiomycetes, Eurotiales, Aspergillaceae.